UAAGCAGCCACGCCCGGAAUCCAAACUGAGCGCAACGUUCUGGCUCAGGGAAACCUCAAUAAGUUCACGGGUGCGCCUCCAUUUUGACCCCUUUUGAUUUAAAAGCAUAUCCUUCGAACCCCACCACACUCCAGCAGAAGAGGCUGACUUUUAUCAGGGGAUGUGGGCCAAACAAAGGCACAGAAGAGGGUGAUGUCACCACAGCUUGUCCCUCUCCGACACAAUGUCCCGUUCAGCUGUUGUUGGUGUCGUCGUGGCCCCCGGGGGGACAAUCGCGCCACUGUCCCCCGUCCCCGCGGCGAGGCGGUGGGCGCCUACGUCGGCCUCUGUCCAUUCACGCGGACACAUGGGUGGUAUGUGGCCUUCCCCGGCCCACGUCGCGCUGUUCAACGAGAGCAUUAUGUGACCACGGGGGCUGCAACCAUCCAGCCGUAGAAUCCCGCGCCGCUGCCCGCAGCCAGCCACUCGCCAUUCCAGAGACCGGGGGGGGAAAGCAACAGAACUGCGAGCUCUGCAUGAGUGUGCGAUGCGCCGACGCGACGACUGAGCCCCAGACUCUGCCUCGACACCUGGGUCCAGACCGCCAAGAUCAGCACCACCGCCACCACCUCCAGCACCAGCACCGUCAUAACCGGCUCCCCAAUGGGCAACACCAGCAUCACAGAGGGCAAGACGGCCCUCUCGCUGGGCAGCACCACCAUCAAGAGGGGGAAGACCAAAAUCGCCAUGGGGAGCUCCUUCAUCGCACGGGGCCGGAAGACCACUUCCCUGGGGGCCUCGACCAUCACCAGCGGGAAGACCAAGAUCGCCCUGGGGGGCGCCUCGUUCAGCCGGGGGACCACCACCACGUCGUUCCGGAAAGCCUUCUUCCCGAAGCGAGCCUCCAAGACCCUCUAGAGCCGGGGGUUCCGAGGGACAGGGAGGGGAGGCCGGGAGUGGUUUUGACGACACAUAGACGACGGGGACAAACAGGACGACGCCAUCACAAGGGACAUACAGACGCUGCCGGGACCACUGCCGAGGGCUCACCACUGCGGACUUCUGAAACUGGAUUACGUUGUCAUUGGGAACCUUUGCUCUUUUAGAUCAUGCAGGAAUUUCUCAAGGAGACAGGUUCCCUGUGACAACACCAGCGGCGUUCGCCCAGUCAUGGACCUCAGCAUGAAUAGCAGGAAAAAAAAAGGUGUUACUAACCCGCACACACAACAAAACGACUCCCACCGCACACACAGAUCACACAGUAAAGCGCCGCUUGUGGCCAGAAGUGAGGUUUAGCAUUUCAGUGAAGAUUUCCCCGGUUUAACCAAAGCUCCACAUCAGAUCUCCUCGAUUCAACCCCGUCUCAGAAAAAUGCUAAUUGAACCGGCAUGUGAACAACAGCAGUAUGCAAAAGUACUCCCCGACUCCAACAUGGGACACUGGAAGAGAUUUUAAAAAGGUGUUGCCCGUAGCAACUGCAUGAAGUGGUGUGAGAUUGUUUGUUAUUCUUUUCGGUAUGAGACAUUUUACAUGUGCUCACAAGCAGUAUUGAUUUUCUUCUUAUUCUACUGCUGUUUCUUCUGCGUUCUCUUUCAUUCUAAGAACGGUGGAAGGGUGCAUAUUUCUUUUAAUUCUUCUUUAAUUCCUGGCACGUUGUCCCAGUGCAACAACUUGUUUACAAUGGUGUUGCAGAUUCAGCAUGUCCAAAUGUCCAGUACUGUAUGUGUUCCGCACUUCUAUUGUUUUUGUUUUACUCUUGAUAAGAAAAACGUGUUUUAGGUUUUAUGGGAUUACUGAUCAGGGAUCUGUCAAGGGAGCAUAAAGUAGAUCAACUAUCCCAAAUGAGUUAACGACAUUUUCAGCAAACGCAUUAUACGAUUGCUGACAGUGUCGUUAACUAAUUUCGGAUAGUUGAGAAAUCUGAAAAAUGGGACUGCAAUCGCAGUAUAUCUUAAUUAUAAUCCCCCAAUAUAAAAACAUAAAAGCCAUUUAAAAACCCUUGCGCUAUGCCUCAAAUCUCCUGAAAUGAUCAAAUCCAAUGAAGUGAGAUACAGGAAAAAAGAAUCCAGUAUAUCUACGUGUGUUGAUGUUGUGUUAAUGACUAUAAUAGUGGGGGAAUAUAUAGGUCUUUCUAUAUUAUUCUAUAUUAUGCGUACAUGUAUUAGAGAACGCAUUAGCCGUGCUAACCCAGGACUAACGCAGGCCUAGCUGAGCUCUAGUUAAACCCUUUUCUGAACGCAGCCCAGUCUCUGAGUGUAGCCUGUGUAUUACGGCGCUCCUCCUAGCCAAGCUGCUCUAUGCAAACACUGUCCCCAGGCGCCGGACACCCUGCCCUGGCUCCACGUCCGCCCGGCACAGCCCCCUAUGGAUACUAUUGUCCAUCUCUCACCGAGACUCAAAGAACACAGAAAAUCGCACCCAAAACGAAAUUGACUACUGGAAGUGAACCCAAGCUACUGUCAGUGGAAUGUGCUCGAGAUGAUGAAGAAGGAGGAGUGAGGGAGGGAGGCAUGUUGUUGUACCAACUGCCCGGCGGCCAUUUUGAGGGACAAGGGCUUGGGGGGGGGUAAGAGAUGAGAGAUGCAUGGAGGGGGGGGGUGGUCUGAAAUUCUAAUCAAUGUCAUGUCCUUCAUUAAACCACGCAAAAAGUGGAAGGAAUUUGUGUAUUUAAGCCUUACUGAUGUUGAAAAAAAAAUGCUUAAUAUUUAUUUCCGUCUCUCUUGUCGUAUACGUCUUCCUGUCUGUCCAUGUGUUUUACAUUUAAAAAAAAAUGCUCUAAGCCCGGUUAGUCCCUGAGAUCAAACUGAACCGAAUCGUUGUGCGUUUCCUAAUCUGUUGUUCGUGUCUUAAGUCUGUUAUGAGCCCCUUCGUGUUGAAGCCUGCUCAGUGUGAUUCUGUGUUUUUCUGUUCCACUGUAUGUGUAACUAAAGGCAAACCGUAUCUUGGACAGAGAGAUAUCGUAAUAAAACAAAUAUGUGCUUUA
Gadus morhua (Atlantic cod) is the source of this 2962-nucleotide messenger RNA. RefSeq names its product zwilling (gene zwi). Bases 643 to 897 code for a protein of 84 amino acids. The transcript has 2 exons. NCBI's taxonomy places the organism in Eukaryota, Metazoa, Chordata, Actinopteri, Gadiformes, Gadidae. The record is from RefSeq and is a predicted model, not a curated record.